AUGUCGUUACGAAAAUUAAACGUCGAACCAUUGACUAAGGAAGCUUUUGCAGCAUUUGGUGAUGUUAUCGAAACUGAUGAUCGACCUUAUCGAAUGAUUAAUAAUGGUUCGACCCGUCGUUACCACGCUCUUGCUCAGGUUGAAACAGCGUAUCCGGCUGAUGGUGACCGUGCUGUUAUUAGUAUUUUUCGUGCUCAAGUAACCAAGAUGCCGUUUGUAAUUCGAAUGCUUGAACGACAUCCACUUGGUAGUCAAGCUUUUGUGCCACUACUUGGUCGACCAUCACUUGUUGUUGUUGCUCCACCGACAGAUCCUUCAAUCAAUGGUGAUAAACCUCAGCUUGAUCUCAUACGUGCAUUUAUUACAAACGGUAGACAAGGUAUUAAUUAUAGUCGAGGAACAUGGCACCAUCCUGUCUUAGCUAUCGGCAAUGAAGAAGAUGAGUUUCUUGUUGUUGAUCGUGAAGGUACAGGUAAUAAUUGUGAUGAACAUUUCUUCGAAGAACAUGAACAUAUGAUUCUUGAUUAUCAAGGCUAA
This is a messenger RNA of Adineta ricciae, 537 nucleotides long. NCBI's taxonomy places the organism in Eukaryota, Metazoa, Rotifera, Eurotatoria, Adinetida, Adinetidae. The record is from the annotation of a GenBank genome assembly.